Messenger RNA from Strongylocentrotus purpuratus (purple sea urchin), 9479 nucleotides. RefSeq names its product kinase D-interacting substrate of 220 kDa B (gene kidins220). Gene Ontology annotation, molecular function: protein binding. The coding region runs from base 12 to 5372 and encodes 1786 amino acids. Lineage: Eukaryota; Metazoa; Echinodermata; Echinoidea; Camarodonta; Strongylocentrotidae. The record is from RefSeq and is a predicted model, not a curated record. The transcript has 22 exons.
GACAUGCCACCAUGCCUACCUCACGACCCAGGUCACCGAUGGGUAACAUUGGACGAGAGUCUCGAAUGCUGGCUCUCUCUUUCAUCUACAAGAAACCCUGGUGUAAAUUCUUUGGCCAACCUGAGGCAGAACCCAACAACGUUGAGGGUGGCCAGACUGCCCUCAUGUGUGCAGCCCAAGUGGGAAAUCUAGAACUGGUACAAGAACUCCUACUCAAGGGUGCUGACGUCAAGGCCAUGGAUGAGGACAAGUGGACACCGCUGAUCUUUGCGGCCAGGGAGGGUCACCUGGACAUUGCCAAGGCUCUCCUGGACAAAGGGGCUGAAGUGGACCAUGCAGAUGUGAAUGGAUGGACGCCUCUGAUGUGGGCCAGUUAUAAAGGUCAUACGGAUGUCUGCGUGGAACUCUUAGAACGCAAGGGCAACCCCAACGUGCAAGCCCAUCAUGGUGUAACUCCGAUCAUUUGGGCAGCAGGACGUGGUCACAGUGGAGUGGUAGCGGCUCUUCUUACUUCGGGGGCAAAGGUCAAUUCUGCUGACAAGUAUGGUACAUCUGGUUUGGUAUGGGCGGCCAGGAAAGGCCACACGGAUUGUGCUAGACUUCUCUUAGAGCAUGGUGCUAAUGUUGAUAUGGCAGGCAUGAAUUCCUGGACAGCCCUGUUGGUGUCAGCAAGAGGAGGGUACAUGGAUGUGGUCCGAAUGCUGUUAGAAAGACACCCUAACAUCAACGCUGUGGAUAAGGAUGGGUUGACGAGCUUGUGCUGCGCUGCCAUGGAAGGUCACACAGAGGUCACUGAACUGUUGCUGAAUUCAGGAGCCUACGUCAAUAUACAAGACAAGCACGACGACACAGUCCUGAUACAUGCCGUCAAAGGAGGUCAGACGGAGGUCGUCAAGUUACUUCUCAAGAAGUUUGCCGAUGUGGACAUACAGGGUGAUGAUAAGAAGACGGCUUUAUACUGGUCAGCUGAGAAGGGACAUGUAGACAUCUUAGAAGCAAUCUUAGAUAGCAAUCCAAACACAGAAUUAGCAGCUAAGGAUGGGGAAACCCCUUUAUUGAAGGCGACGAGAAAUCGAAACCGAGAAGUGGUGCGAGCGUUGCUUGAUAAAGGAGCUAAAGUAUCCGCCACCGACAAGAGAAUGGACACCCCACUCCAUAUAGCAAUCCGAUUCAGGGAUAAGAAGAUCUCUGAACUACUUCUAAGAAACCCUAAAGACGGUAGGCUACUGUACAAGCCUAACAAGGAAGGGGAAACCCCUUACAAUAUUGAUUGCAAUCAUCAAAAGGGUAUCCUAACACAGAUCUUUGGUGCUAGGAGUUUCAGCCCAGGUGACGAGGUUGAGAACGAGUUAAGUGAUCUGUGUAGCAGUUCUUUAGCUGAUAUCCUCAGCGAACCCACCCUUCUGCCACCCGUCACAGUAGGUCUGUAUGCACGCUGGGGCAGCGGCAAGUCUUUCAUCCUCAAAAAGCUGCAAGAUGAGAUGUAUCAGUUUGCUCGUCAGGACUACCAGCCCAUCUUUCGUUUCACCUGCUGGGUCUUUGUCCUCUGCACCCUGAUAGGUCUAGCCCUGGGAACCAUAGUCCUCUUCAUUCCCUUCAUGGCGGAGGACUUCAGCUUCAAGAGUACCCUCUGUCAAGCCGGUGGUGUCGCACUGGGAGUCUUUCUUUUAUUGUAUAUUAUCUUAGCUCUAGUGUAUUUUGGUCAUCGUCACAAAUGGAGGGGAUCAGGGAAAAUGAGCGAAUGGCUCGCAAGGCAGGCCAACUACUUUCGCCUCGUGAUGGCGCUAUGCUACUGUAAUCCACCUGUCUCUUCGGACAGGACAGCCAAAGUCUUGCCAGUUAGGUUUAUAUUUGGAGAUCACCUCCACCUGAGCAAUCUAGGGAGCGACGCCCCUCUGGCACGCACCAUUGGUAGCCUAGGGGUGUCGUUAGAGAAGGAGCUUGGGAGUCUGGUUUCCAGGCUCUAUAGGGUGGUCCAAUCAAGACCGGUAAAUGGUAAAUCACAUUGGAAGAGGUACUGCUGCAUUCCCAGAUUCAUAGUGACAUUAAUAGUUAUAGGAUGUUUCAUAACAGGACUUGUGCUUCUAGUGUAUGAUAAAACCAGGGCAGAACCUGUCAAGGCAGUCACCAAGGACAAGAUCACGCUCUACGUCUUGGCGAGCGUUGUGGCAUUAUCAGCUCUGGCCAACCUCUGGAACUUUAUCCAGUUUGUCUACCAGAUGGUAUACCCGCCUAGGAUGAGGAUGGAGCGGAAGGCGCGGCAGGCUGGGCAUUUGAAACCGGAUGCUUUCCUGCGAAGCCUCAAGCAGGAGGUGACGACUCUGACCAACAUGACCCAGUGCAUGGAUGCCUUCCAAGGUGUCCAGACGCGGAUGGUGGUCGUUGUCGACGGGUUGGACAGCUGCGAGCAGGAGCAGAUCUUGAACAUCCUAGACUCCAUCAAGGCGCUGUUCUCCUCCCCGUACUCCCCCUACAUCACGAUCCUAGCCGUCGAUCCCUACAUCAUCACCAAGGCCAUCGAUCAGAACCUUCAUAAUGUCUUCAAGGAGUCCAACGUGCGGGGGCAUGACUACCUUCGCAACCUGGUCCAUCUACCCUUCUACCUGGAGGUGGGUGUUCGUCUCAAGGACAGCGCGGAGAUGCCACUGGCCAACCAUGUCUCUCCCUCUACCUCAAGGACGGAGAUGACGAUAGUAACGACCAUCCCAGGGGAUUCCCCUCCACGGUACGGCAGCCCUGAUGCCAUGAACGCACCGCUCCUCCAGAGGCAACGGUCUACCACCAAAGAUCUCUCACAGAUGCUGUCCUCAGAUGAACAGUUCAGCGACCUCAGUCCUCGUAGUAUGAGAAGGUUGCUCAAUAUUGUUUCAAUCACAGGUCGUCUUCUGCGUGCCAACAACAUCUCCUUCAAGUGGCAGACCUUGGCGCACUGGAUCAACCUGACCGAGCGAUGGCCGUACCGGAUCUCUCGUCUCAUCGUCUACUACCAGGAGAACGAAGAGCACAUCGAGGACGAUGUUAGUCUUAAGGUCGUCACUGACAGGAUCAGCGACGACCUUCUGACCCUCCACGAGUCGGACCCCCUAGCCGACUUGGACCAAGAUGGACGUAGCUUUAUGGUUUGUCUUGCCAGGCAUACCCCUCAACUUACCUGCGGUGACCUCAGAAACUUCCUCUCGUGUACCUGUAACCUGGAUCCACAGCUUAGGAAACAGAUCAGAGACUCCAUUGAGACGACGGAUUCUGCAGGUAGCCAUCCCAACAUGAGCAGCCUGGUCAGACCACAAAGCUUCGCCCAUAGCUUCCCCGCCCAACCCAUCGCAUCCAGAGCAUCCCUCUACUCCUCCAUCAGUGAUACCCCAUCACGUCUUAACUACCAGAUGAUGGCUUCCAACCCUUUCAUGAAGAAGAUCCUCCAAAGUCCUGCAUCCACCCCUCAACCAGGGAUUCUCACUGUCAAGGACGUUUGCGAUAGAUUACUCAGUCUGGACGGCAUCGACAAACAUUCGAUCCCCCGUUACCAGACUCGCAUAGCAGAACACCACAUCAAUGGCCACGUCCUGUUACAGUGUGAGCUCGACGAACUCAAGACAGUCUUGGACAUGACGUUCGGUGAUUGGCAACUCUUCAAGUCCAUGGUGAUGCAAAUGAGGGGUAUGGCCAUGAGCGCCGCCGCCACCCCACACAGCCCCAGUCAGGCCAGCAGCGACCCUCUGGUAGAUGGAGAGGAGGAGCCAGAGGAGAAGCCGGAAGAGCCAGUCGAUCCGGCCAACGACUAUCUCAACCUGAGCUAUGAAGAGCUGCGGAAGAACUCGCAGAUGUCGUCGCAACGGUCGUCCAUUCAUAACUCGCGUCUGUCCCUGGGCACGCUAAGAAGCGAAUCCUCUCACCCAGAGACGUCCAGUGGUGAGAACACACCAGCGAGGAAGCGCGCAAGUGGGCAACCCAAGUACUCCACGUCCACGAGCCUCGCCGGUAUGUUGGUCAGCAUGGAUAGUGGCAUUGAACAAAGCAAUAAAAAUAUUCAGGAUGGUGCUCAGCAGAUUGUAGGUGCUAGUGUGAACAAUACCACCGUGACAACCACACCGGCUAAAAACACUCGGGUUGUCCCAGUGACGACCACCUCAAAAUCAACGGCUAGCGUUGGGACUAGCACGGGGCUGACGACGGUUGCUGCUGUUCAUCCAAACAGCAACGGAAAGAAACCUAGUGAUGGAGGAGCAGAGAAAGAUACAAGUAGCAGUACAUCAUCAGAGAGUAGUACUGAUAUCACAGCACUAAGAAGAGACAGCAGAGGAGACAUCUCAGAGGAUGAACCUACUCUGACACCGGAGGAUGGCAAACUAGAGACAAGGACUACAUCUUUGUUAAGUAGUGGUGGUGAUAAAGCUAAGCAUAAAAUAGAGAGGCAGAUACAGGAAGAGGAGGAUGAGGAGGAAGAGGACAAGGAAAGCUCACCUUUAUUGCAAAUAAAAGAGCCCAUAGACAUCAAAGCAAAGAGCAAAGUCAAGGAAAAAUUGUCGAACGGCAGUGUGAAUGAGAUGGAAGCGAUGCUGACAGAGAGCAGUGAGAGUCCGCUGCACCUGUCUGGCUUAGUAUCAGGUGAAGAGACAAGUAGUAGUGAGCAGGGCUCACGACCGGUUGAACAGGAUGAUCGCAAUCAAAUUAGUCCCACCCUUAAAGAACAGGUCACAAGAGAUGUCAAUAAAAUGUUUGAGAACUUGCAGACAGAAAUCACAAGUCGUUCCAAGGAAGGCCAGUCCACCGUUAUUACAAGUCCCACAACAGGACGGAUACGCGUCCUACGCGCUCCCAUCAAAGUGGAGCAACAAACGCAUGAUUUAUCGUUGCUUGCUAGUUAUUCCACCUUCAUACCACCGGUACGCGAGUUAGACAGUGUGCCUGAGUCGCAUGUGGCGAGUUCCACGUCGGUGUCGUCCAUCGGGAAGCAGCGACGCGUCACUGGAGGGAGCCCUAUCAAACAUUCACAAUCCGUGGGGGCCAUUCCUGCCCCUUCACCGUCCAUCACCAGUCAGGAAUCCUACAGCCGCUUCUCCGAAACGGGAGCCGGUCUCCACGAGAACAAGCGGACUCUAGACCAAAGCUUUGACGAGUUCAUCAAGCUCUCGCUGGGCGAGCAGCGCAAGAAGCGUCAUCAGAUCCACACGCAGCUCUCGUUUGAAAGCGAGCGAAAGCCGGGGAGAGGUGGUGGGCAGCGCCAGAUGAACCAGAGCGAGCUGAUCAGGAGAUCGGCACCCAUGUUACUCAACCCCAUGGGACGAUCUCCCGAACAUAGCAUCGACAUUGAUGAUGAAGCCACCCCAGCCCAGGAGAAACAGAAGUCUGUGGAUGACGGUCACUCGGUUGUUUGAUAAAGCGCCCUCUUUGUGUGAUUAUAUGUAGUGUUGGUAGUACUGCUCGUAGAGUGUAACUUAAUCUUGCCAAAGUACAUUCAGGCUUUACCCAAGAUUCAAGACUAAUUGUGAUAUGUUGACAUAUUAAUUGAUCAGACUGAUUAUAUUGUAUUAUCUGAUAGGUAGUAGAUCUUAUUUGAAGCGUGAAAUUAUUCAUGGAAAGCUUAUAUAUAUUUAAAUUAUAUAUAUAUUUGAGAAUGAUGUGAUGUCUCUUCUUUUCUAGCAUUGAUGCAAAUGGUUGCGUUUUUCAAAGUUUGCUGUGCAAAAAAUAACUUUCGACAGGAUGGCAUUGAUGCUAGCAUCUUUCAUGAUUAGAUGUGGAAAGAAUUUCAGAGGAGAAUAAAUAUCAAAUGAAUAUCUUUUAUGGGUACUAUUAAAUAAGUUUUGUGACAAAUGAUAUGAACUUUAAUAAUGUGAUGUCUGUAAUUUUUUCAUGAUGGUUCUGAAGCUAUAUUUAAUAAAUUUUUGCUAUGUAUUGAAUAACAUUAUUCAUUUUAAAUAUGAAGAGGAGAUGAUCUAAUUAUUAGUUUUAUAUUUGUGUCAUAGAAUUAGUAUAAACUAUCUAAGUAAUGCAAGGAUCCUAAAAAUUCUUAUAUCAGUGUUAGAUAAAUCGUGAUACAACUAUUUAAUCCAUACUUUUUGUAUUUUGUUAUGCUUUCUUUACGCAAAUCUCCACAAAUUUGCAAUGUAAAUCUUUUUCGACCCCAAGUAAAAAAAUUCCAUAAAUAUUAGUGUCGUCAAUAUUUUAAACUUCAAAUUUAAAUAGAACGGUAAUUCUAUUUGAAAUGCAACUAGGGGCAAAAGUUUAACAUGUUCAAGAUUUUACUGUAAAGAAAACUGAGUGUGAGGUGUCUGUUGCUAGUAUAUUUAUUUUUUCCAUUUAUUUUAUUGAUUGAUUGAUUAAAUUAAUGAUUGCACAAAUGCGUGUUGAUUUAUCCCCCUUACAUCAGUCAGUAUUUAAUAUGUUCCAGUAAGAAUGCUUAACAAAAGGUACACAUAGAACUGGAAAGAAACCUGGGCAUUUAAAGAAACAAAGAGUUGCAAUAAUAAGGAAAUAUACUGUGUUGAAUAUAAACAUAGCCCUAAUAGCCCUAAUAGUCAUUUGUGAGAAAUCCCAAUGGAACAGUUAUGGCAGGAAUAUGAUGGGAGAUGAGAUGUUGCUUCUUACUUACUUUUUGCUACUUAGCGGCAUUAUGGAAUUAUAACUAUCUUGCUUUUCAUCAAAUCCUUUAACAUUUCUGACAAGUUGAUUUGGUUGCUUAUCUAAAUUAUGCAUGGGCUUUAGUACUAUUGUAUUAUGUUAAUCAGUGUUUAUGAGUGCAUUCAUUGACUGUACGAGAACCUUGUGGUCCAUCGGGCAGAGAGUAUUCAAUUUUUAACAGUGUUCCAUUCUUGAUGUGUUUCUACUGUGCUCCCUGUUUCCCAGUCUUCCCAUGUAGAAUUAGAUUGAAAAUGAAUUUCCCAUACAAAUAAAUUUGGUUCCUUUCGACUUUUGGAUUCAAUUUGAAGGUUUAGAUAGUACUUCUGGUUCAGUUCUUCCCAGUAAUAAAACAUCAUAAUCAAGUAAAUCUACAAUAGUAAUGAAAUACAAUUUAUUAUUGUACUUGUUAAUGAAGUUGAACUGACAAUUCAUUUAUUACAAGGGUUUUGAAGAAAAAGAAAGGUGCCAUGUUUGUCCAUCUUCCUAAAGAGAUGUAUGAAUUGAAGAUACAAAGUGUGGAAUCUCCUUUUCAUCAUAGUUCCAUUCUGAGUUUGUCAUUUCCGCUCAUGUAUCUUCUGGAAAUGUAAUAUAUUUUUCUUCAUCAAUAAAUAACAGUAUUUCUAGCUUGAUUAAAUGGUCAUAUAGAUUAUGUGAAAACCAUGAAAUACCAAAGAGAAACUUGGGAUGCCCCAAAAUCCUCAUUUUCAAUCAUAUUUCAGUUUAACAGUGAAAAGAAAGUCAUAAAUUUUGCUAGUUCGAUCUCACAAACAACAACCUUCUUUAUAGAAAACAAAAGACAUGCAUUAGGAAUACCGCUAUAUGAAAUUUAUUUUUGAAGGGUGUAUGAACUUAAGUUGAUGCUUUCCAGUAGGCCGGUACCCAUUUGAGAAGAUGAGUUGAAUUGAAUGUUAUACAUCUGAUUAAUAACGAGCGCAUUCAAUCUACAAAUUUUAUAUUUCAAAAUUCCUUUGGUGUUUAAUUUUGGAUUUUCAAUCAGAGAUAUCACACACAACACUAUGGAUUGAUUGUGCAUGUCAAUUCUAUGGUAUUUUUAAAGUUGCAUAGAUAUUCAUUUUUGAAAUAGUUUUAGAGGACUGACAAAUGUAUUCAGAGUGAUGAAUAUAUCUUUUCCCUGAGUGCCUAGUCAUAUUCAUUCCUACCUAGCUAGAUGAUAUGUCAGGUAAACCUUGUACAAAGUGAUAUGUCAAGUCUACCUUAUACAAGGUGAUUUGUCAGGUAAAAUUUAUUUAAGGUGAUAUGUCAACUAGAGUUUUAAUUUGAAGCAAGCAAAGAUUUUCAAUACAUUUGACGAUCAGGGCUCAGUUUAAUAAACGAUUGUGAUUGAUUCGUAUCGAUCGUAACUUCAUACCAAUGGCAACUCUCUACUAAUGAUGAAGUUUUAUGUUAUUUUGCGAUUACUUUGAGGGCUUGAGAUUAAUCCAGAUCAAUCGCAACUCUUCAUAGGCCAGUACCCUUGGCAUGUCCAUGCACACUAUUCAUUGCAUGAUUUUAUUAUUAGUCUACCAAUUCUAAUUUUAAGGUCAUACCUACUUAAGCUGAUUUUAACCCCAUUUCAUUUUCUUGGCCGUCUCAUCAACUUUCAAAGUGUCAGAUGAACGGUGAACAUUGAAAUACAUGUAUUCAAUAUGAAGGUCAUGCAUGCCCAAAAUAUUUUUUUUCAUCGUAUAUGCCGACAGAUUUUAUUUACGCAUCCUACAUUUGCGAUUUUUUUUUUUGGGGGGAGGGGCAGGUAAAAUUUGUCUUUGUGCGCCCAUAGCAUGUGUUUGUAUUGUCUCUGGUUAAGAUUCCAAAAAUAUGUUGCUAAAUUUUGUAUCACUAGAAAUUUAUAACCAAGUACAUAGAUAGAUAGAUAGAUAUACCUGUACAACCCUUUACAACUUCAUGAAUAUUGAAUUAUUAAUUGCAUCUUAUUACAUUUGUGUGUGAGCAUGCAUGAGAACCCAUUACUGAAUAUUCCUAGCCCAUUUGACGUAAGAAAGUAUAACUUAUUGCAAUUUUGCCUUGUGUGUGACUUGGAUGGGGAUGAAAAUGCAAGGGGCUAUUUUAGAGUGGCUUAGAUCAUAAUUAUUAAUUCUGUUGAUAUAUUGAUCUCUAGUAGUCAUAAUCUGAUAUUAAUAUCAAGUGCAAGAGAAUUAUGUGUUGACAUCUCCCCCAAGUUUACAUUAUGAAACACCAAAAUGCAAUAUGCCGGGGUUUAAUGUCUCCUCAUCACAAGUUAAAGAUUUGAAUGUAAAAUUGAAAGGGGAUGCGAUUGUAGUUUGUAACCACUAGAAUCAUAUCGUAUUGGUAUUGAAGGAGACCAAAUUCUUCCUUUCCUUUUCAUUUAGCUCAGUUUUUUUAUUUUGUUAAAUCAAGAGUUGUGUGCAAUUUGCCUAGUUUUUGUGGACAGCAGUUUGUUGUACGAAGAUGAAUUAUGACUUACUCUUUAUCGUUGUAUUUUAUGUUUCGUAUUUAUUUGUACAUUUUGAUUUGUCGAAAUUGGAAGAAAAGUGGAAACCUUUUUCUGUUUUGUUUUUCACCAGUACAAUUGUGCAUUUACUGAAAUAGAUGUUUUCUCCCUUUUUUUUAUACCGGCUAUCUCCCCCACAUCUUUUCACCCACGACGUAGGAUCCAUGGAAAGCAUUUUCAAGUUUUAAUUUCUCCGGUCUGUCCUUUGAAUAUGAUAGUUUAUGUAGUGAGAACACAAUGUACAGUAUUAACAGAUGAGAUGUGUGAACAGUUUCUUAGUGUAUGGUGUACCAAUCAGAAUUUUUAACCUCAUACCAUGUGUUGAAACUAUUUGAAAACCGAUGAUGAAAAAUAUAUACACCGCUUUCAUGGCGUGAAAGCAACUUUAAACAAA